Asparagus officinalis (garden asparagus) is the source of this 3064-nucleotide messenger RNA. RefSeq names its product protein STRUBBELIG-RECEPTOR FAMILY 3-like. Lineage: Eukaryota; Viridiplantae; Streptophyta; Magnoliopsida; Asparagales; Asparagaceae. The coding region runs from base 230 to 2629 and encodes 799 amino acids. Gene Ontology annotation, molecular function: protein binding; protein kinase activity; ATP binding. The record is from RefSeq and is a predicted model, not a curated record. Gene Ontology annotation, biological process: protein phosphorylation. The transcript is spliced from 18 exons.
UCUCUACCCCCUCCUUUUCUCUCUGCCUUUGCGUUGUUUCCUUUGUCUCUUUGUUUCUCUCUCCUUCCACUUGUGCUCUCCCCCUCUCUCUCUCUCUCUAGAGAUCUAAGGUUAGCGGAAACUUAGCAGCUAAGCCUCGGCCUGAAUCCGAAUCCAGGGCCUUUUCGAGAAAACGAUUGGGUGAUUUGAAUUUUUUUUUUCCUUGGUUGUAAUUGGAGCGCUUUCGACAAUGAAUGAGGCGAGAUUGAGCUUCUUAUCAGCAGCUGUGUUCGGUCUGGUGGCGAUUUUCGCCGUGUCAUUCUGUGAGGGAUUUACUAACGAACAAGACGUGCAUGCUAUAAAUAUCUUAUAUGCUGCUUUGGGAACCCCAUUGCUUCCUGGAUGGGUACAAAGCGGAGGAGAUCCUUGCUUGGAGGCCUGGCAAGGGGUGCAAUGUACUGAAUCAAAUAUAACUGCAAUAACUAUCAAUGGUGCAAACCUGGGAGGAGAAUUGGGUGAUGCAUUGGGGAAUUUUACUUCAAUAACCACAAUAGAUCUUAGCAAUAAUAACAUUGGUGGAACUAUCCCGGAGAAUCUUCCUCUUACACUGAAGACAUUUUUUCUCUCGGCUAACCAAUUGACAGGAAGCAUCCCAAGUUCUCUGUCCAAGCUAACACUUCUGUCAGACAUGUCAGUGAACGUUAAUCAUUUAAGUGGUGAUUUGCCAGAUGCUUUCCAGUCUCUCACUGGUCUAAUAAACUUUGAUCUGUCUUCUAACAAUUUGAGCGGCCAGCUUCCACCAUCCAUGGAGAACUUGUCAUCUUUGACUACCUUGCACAUACAAAAUAAUCAGUUCUCUGGGACACUUGAUGUUUUGCAAGACCUUCCCAUUAAAGAUUUGAAUAUAGAAAAUAAUCUAUUUUCUGGACCUAUACCAGAGAAGCUGAUGAGCAUUCCAAAUUUCAAAAAGGAUGGGAACCCAUUUAACAGUACUAACAGUACUGGUAUUGCUCCGUCACCAGUGCCAAGAGUGCCACCAUCAGGAUUACCACCGCCAUUUUUCCCAAGAGCUUCUCCUCCUAAAUCUGCAUCAUCAAACUCUUCGCAGGCACCACCCUCUCAGAAGAGCCAUAAUGGAAAAAAUGGAACUUUAUCCACAAUAAAAAUCUUUGCGUUUGUUCUAGUUGGGGUGAUAUCUCUAAUCGUUAUAGUGCUAACGGUUAUCUUUUGUAUAUCAAAAUACCAAGAAAAAAAAUCGAGACAUCCAGAAACUUCUACGAGGACAGAGGUAAUUUCACGCGAAAGGCCCAAGGAACCUAGAAGCUAUGAGCGCCCCACAAAGCCAAAUACAAAUGUCAAUAAAGUUCAGAACGCAUCUGAGGAACAGAAUAAUGAACACAAAAUUGAUAUGGGAGGUGCAGCAGUUCCAGUGGUAGUCCCCGAGAAUAAGAAAAAGGACCAUUUGAUAGAUAGGAGAGACUCAGAAAUACUUCAAGUGCCCCCUCGUCCCCCUGAGAAGAAGAAGGAACAUUUUAUUGACAGGACAGAUUCAGAAAUACUUUCGAUACCCCCUCCCCCUCCACCUCCACCUCUGGUUGAGAAGGUCAUUGUAAACCGCAUUCCCCCUUCAGAACCAAUUACGCUAACAGCUUCUCCUGCAACUGCAAACACCCUGCCAUCUGUGGCCUCCUAUUCUGUUGCAUCCCUUCAGCAAUAUACAAAUAGUUUCAGUGAAGAAAACUUGAUCAGAGAUGGUAGAUUGGGCAAAGUAUUUCUGGCCGAGCUUCCCGAUGGAAAGCUAUUGACAGUUAUGAAGCUUGAUAAUGUAAACUCAAAAAUAUCAGUAGAUGAAUUUCUGGAGCUGGUCUUGAGCAUCUCUGAACUGAGACAUCCUAACAUUGUCGAGCUUGUGGGUUAUUGUGCGGAAUUUGGGCAGCGGUUACUUGUCUAUAACUUCUUCAGUAGAAAAACUUUACAUGAUGUUCUCCACUAUGAAGAUGAUCUUAGGGAAAAGCUGUCAUGGAAUGCUCGUCUUCAAGUAGCCCUUGGUGCAGCAAGAGCUUUAGAGUAUCUCCAUGAGGUCUGUCAACCCCCUACUGUACAUCAGGAAUUUGGGCCCAAUAAUAUUCUUAUUAACGAUAAGUUUACAGUACGUGUUUCUGAUUGUGGCCUGGCUCCAUUGUUGUCAUCCAGUUCUGUGACUCAGUUGUCAGGGCGAAUGCGCGCAUUAUUUAGUUAUGAAGCUCCAGAGUUUAAUGAGUCUGGGUCUUACAGUGAUCGGAGUGAUGUUUACAGCUUUGGUGUUGUCAUGUUAGAACUCCUUACAGGGCGCGAACCCUAUGACAGUUCACGUCCUCGGGCAGAGCAACAUCUAGUGAGAUGGGCUAGUUCUCAACUACACGACAUUAACAACUUAUCUAGAAUGGUGGACCCUCAAAUUGGUGGGAAAUGCCCCAAGAAAUCAUUGUCACAGUUUGCAGACAUUAUUAGCCGCUGUAUUCAGCACGGGCCCGAGUUCAGGCCACCUAUAUCAGAGGUUGUCCAAGACCUUAAUCAAAUGGUGGAGGACAGCAAGAGGGUGGUAGCAGAAGCUUCCAAUGUCAAGUCUCAACGAACAAGACAAGAAAGAAGAGAUCGAGAUUCCGAUUAAUGGUUGCACAUAUGUGAGUUUGCGAGAGAAUUAUCAGGCAUUUUCCUAAUGCUUUCCCUCCUUCGCUAACAAAUCUCUGACAGUUGGCAGAAAAAGGUCUUGCUCUGGUGCUACUAAUUGUCGAGGCAGAUCCCCGCGCUGUAUAAGCUUACAGGAGUAGAAAGCUCAUUUGUUUAGUUGUAUCAAUUAGUUUUAAUUAAUCCAUUCAAUUUGAUUGACGGUGUUUUGUUUUUAUGUUCCGUCUGGGGGCUCCUUAAAUUUUGUAUGUAUCAAUUCUUUCUUGGUACCCGGAGCGCGUAUGUUAGAGCAAUCCAUGUCAAUACAAGCAUAAUAAACCCUGUAAAUUGUUUAUCGUUCAUCUCGUGCCCUAAUUUUUCUUUGAUGUGGGACUGAAUUUUAAGGUCACCAAUGUAGGCUGGGCGCCUGCACUUUUUU